Messenger RNA from Sebastes umbrosus (honeycomb rockfish), 4445 nucleotides. It is a transcript of the gene dolk, whose product is annotated as dolichol kinase. Gene Ontology annotation, biological process: dolichyl monophosphate biosynthetic process. Bases 643 to 2262 code for a protein of 539 amino acids. Gene Ontology annotation, molecular function: dolichol kinase activity. The transcript has 3 exons. Lineage: Eukaryota; Metazoa; Chordata; Actinopteri; Perciformes; Sebastidae. The record is from RefSeq and is a predicted model, not a curated record. Gene Ontology annotation, cellular component: endoplasmic reticulum membrane.
AUUUCCGGAGAUUCAUUCGUGUAGCACUCUAUUGUGUCCGCCGAUAUAAAAAAAAAAAAAAAAGCUUUAAUUCUUCAAUAAACACAUUUUAAAUAAAAAUUAAAUCAUCAACUUCUGAAUUUCCUCCUAUACACCUAUAAUCCAGUAUAAUUAUGUGUUUUGUAUAAGCUAAUACGUGUGAUUAAUUUGUUAUAAUACAAAUAAGGGUGUAGCAAUUUUUUUUUAAAUUUAAAAACACACAAUAUGUGCUUCCUUAAGGACACAGUAACUUAAUAAUUAAUUUAAUUUAAAAAAAUAAAUAAAAAAAAAACGAAAACCACGCCUUUAUGAGGUUUAUACCACGUGGUGCGGCUGUCAAAUAUGGCCCCCUCCUUCUGGGUGUGAGAGAGAGAGAGAAGCGACAGCUGACAAAGGAAAGAAAUCUGUCAAAUAAGGACAAAAGGACAGCGCCGAUUCAUUGAACACUGCACCUUCGUCCAGAUAACACUGCACUUAUGUGAUGUGAUGGCCAUGUGUUAACACAACCUUCACAGCUGAGUAGAAAACACCCUUAGCAAGUGAAAAGUGGCUGCCAAAUGAUGAAGUGUGCCAGAGAGAGGAAGUGACAGAAGAAGUGCCUUCAUUGUUGCAGACCAUCUGGUCAUGAGAUCAAGCAUCCUCUCCCUCCCUGCGAGCCUCCACCCUGCAGCCAUGCUGAUCGACCCCGUGCUCGUGGAGUCCUCCGUGGUGUUGGCUGUGUUGCUGUGCGUCCACAUGGUGGUGUGGAACCAGCACUCGUGGGGCAGCAUAGCCCUCUUCAUCCAGGCGUUCUACGUGCAGCACAAAUGGGACCGUCUGCUCAGGUCGGGGGGCGCAGUGUUCCAGUUCCGUCCCGCGGCGAACAGCGGCAUCGUCUCGGCCUCCAUGGUGAUGCCUUUGCUGGGCCUGGUGCUGAAAGAAAAGUGCUCUGCCUCAGGGAAUGUCUUCUUUGAGCGCUUCUCCAUGGUGGUCACCAUCACGGGCAUGAUGCUGGCUCUGUUUCUCUCGUUGAUCGCGCUGGGCAUCACGAGACCCGUACCCACCAACACUUGCGUCAUCGCAGGCCUGGCCGGCAGCGCUAUUCUCUACACGACCAAACAGACGCUGACGGUGUCUGAGGUCAUCGAGGUCUUGGAGGUACUGUUGAUCUUCGUUUAUCUCAGCCUGAUUGUGCUUUACCUGCUGCCACGCUGCUUCACACCUGGAGAGGCGCUCCUCAUCGUCGGCGGAAUCAGUUUCAUCGUCAACCAGCUCAUCAAGCGCUCCCUGAACCUGGCGGAGGUCAAAGGUGAUCCGGUGAACUAUUUCCUGCCGGUCGUAGUGGUGGGCUCUCUGUUGCUGGGUGUUUUCUUUGCCCUGCUCUUCUGCUUCAUGGAGUCCGAGACCUGGGUGUCGUCACUUUUCUUUCACAUGAUGACGGCCGUUCUGGGUCUGGGAAUCCUCAUGCCGUGGCUCUCCCUGUUCAUUGGCCGGCACCCCAUCAUGUGGCUGUUGGAUUUUGUAACAUUAAAUGACAGGAGACUUUGUCUGCUGGGGUACUGGGCGUUUCUGGCUGUUGUGGCCACUUGUGUUGUGUUACACCAGAACUACCAGCGCCAGUCCGGCUCCAAGAAGUACCAGGCCUCCACUGUUGUCAGGAAGUACUUCCAUCUGAUUGUCGCGGCCACAUAUGUUCCAGGACUGAUAUACGACAGGCAGCUGCUUCACGUGGCGUCCGUGGGUGCCUUGGCGAUUUUCUUGUUCCUGGAGUACGUGCGUUACUUUCGGAUCAGGCCGCUGGGUCAGCUGCUCAGGCAGCUGCUCACCUUGUUCCUGGAUGAGCGGGACUCUGGGCCUCUUAUCCUGACCCACGUUUACCUGCUGCUAGGCAUGUCCCUGCCCAUAUGGCUGUUCCCCGGGCCCUGCGCCCCGAAGGGGAUACUUCCCGGUGCAGGCGGCCUGGUGCCUUACGCGGGCGUGCUGGCCGUGGGGGUCGGAGACACCGUGGCGUCUGUGUUCGGCAGCACCAUGGGGGAGAUCCGUUGGCCCGGCACAAAGAAAACCAUGGAGGGCACCGCGACGUCGGUGUUCGCCCAGAUCAUCGCCGUGGCAGUGUUUCUCAUCUUUGAUGGGAGCAUCAAUCUGAACUCCACCUACUCGUGGAUCGUUGGCUCCAUCACUCUGGUGGCCAUGCUGGAAGCCUACACCUCCCAAAUAGACAACCUCCUACUCCCACUCUACCUCUUCAUCCUGCUGUUGCUUUGACUGGACAGAUGGCACAAACCAAAACUGUCCUCAGCUCCUUCUAGGGGGAAGGAAGAAUAAUGAAUUUAGAAAUAUAAAAAAAUGAUAGUAGAGGUAACAGAAGUUCUUUUAGGAAUCAGUGCGCUGAUCAGCACAAGAAGUUAAUCAAGCCGGGUAAUCGUUAUGUCAGUAAACCAAUGAGGCACUAAAGAAACUCCGUCCUUUAUGUGGCAAGCAGACGUGAUGUUAGCAUGACAUUAGAGCCCUCAGAUCACAAGUCAUUUCAGUAUCAGUUGCUUUGAGAAAUGAGACGUCGUUUCAGAAUAAGUUACCAAGAAAUGUGAGUUGCUAAAUAUUCUUUGAGAGCUGCGUCUUUAGUGACAGUGGCGGUGUACGGUUUCUUCGCGCGUCACCGUCUCUGACCGCGAGGCUCUCGACCUGCUGACACCAACAACUCCUGAAUUAUGCAACAGGAGAGAGCAAAGUGGAAAAAUGUCCUUUAAACACUUCUGGAUGGUACAGACGCUGCUAAAUGGCACGGUUAUGAUCACCAAUGAGAAGGUUUUCCUAUCUUGACCUUUGUAUUGCCUUUUGAAGAACAUGAUUUAAAGUUAGCUUAGUGAUAUGUCUUUUUCUUAAUCAACAUUUUUGUUGUUAGAUUACUUUACCUCCCCGAUGGCAAUAUGAAGGACUUACUACUGAAAAUAUUUGCCUUAAGAAGUAUGUUUUCUAUCAUACAUUACCUACUAUUGUAGAUGAAAGCAUGACAGCCCCUCUCAACUCUUCUUUAUAAGGGCUGAUUUAUACUUCAAUAUGGCAGAAACUCAAUAUGCUCUUGCAUGACACUAAUGUGAAAUUUAAGUACUGUAACAUGUACAAAGGUAUCCUACAGUAUAUUUUUGUUUGAGGUUUGAUGGGACCCCUUAACGGUACACUUAAUAUAUACAUUUCCUUGUGAUACUGAGCCUUCAAACCAUGCAUAUUUUUGGAGUCUGUAGAUGCUUUGGGCCAAAAUGAUGAAGCCCCUUUCCUUUUUUUAGCAACUUUGUUUUGCAUCAUUUUUAUGUAAAAUUACUUCAUUGAAAUAUCCUCAAACGUCAUCAGGUUUCAUCUCAUCAUUCUUGGAUGAGGACGCUACAGUUUUAUAACCUGAAACUUGUUUUCAGCAUGAAUUAAUUAACAGCCUUAUGUUCAUCUGUAAAAGUUCUUUGGUGUUUUUUUUUUUUUAAUUUAUUAUGUUGUAACAAUUAUUAGCAUGAUCCCACUGGUAUGUUGUUUUUUGCAAUCAUGCUUACAUUUAAAAAAGAAAAUGUAAUAUUGCAUGUUGAGUGCAUCGGAGAAGAAAGAUAAAAAUGAUAUGUCUCCUAUUUUAGUCCAUUUGUUUAAUAUUCAUUCGAGGAUUGAGAAGCAGGACUUGUGUGACAGACUGAGGGCCCUGUUCAGACGUGGCGUUAACAUGCACCCUGAGUGAUCCGAUCACAAAUGGACAGCUUUAAAUACGUCUGUUCACACCUUGUGAUCGGAUCUCACUUCCCCGCUCUAUAUGCAAAUAAACACGCAGUAAACACACGGCUAAUACAGCAGACGUUGUGAUGUAAUAUUACAUGAAUGUCAGUAGUGAUAUCCUACAUAUUCGUGAAUUCGGGUACAUUUUUAUUAACAUCAAAAUAUAAGGUUAUUGUAUCGGCGGUCCGUGCCGCCAACACUGCUGCCUUUGCCAGGUAACAGCGGGGUACAGAGCUCCAGAUAGCCGGAGAUGAGAGAGAACAGGCGUGCGGACGGGCGGGUGUCAGCUCAGUGCAGAGCACCGGAACAAAAACACCGACACAUCUCCGACAGCAUGAUAAUAAUGCUAGAUAUGUAGCCUAUGGAUAAGGUAUAUUUUAAUAAAAUACAGUUGUACCGACAGGAUACAGUAAAGCACGGAAGCCGUUUCCAUUCGAUCACACAGGCCGCAUGUUAAUACCAGGUCUGAACAGGGCCUGAGUGAUUGAAAACAAAUGUUAAUCCUUUGGUUUUGAUUUUAAAAUGAACAUAAGAGGUUCGGAUGUAGUGUUUGAUAAUCAUUCAUACAUGAAUUUUAGUUUUUCAUUUAAGUUGCGUCUUAACAUGAACAUACUUGAAAAUAGAAAUGCUCAGUGUUGUCUGUAAAAAAAGAAAAAUAGGGAUCUGACAUCUCGUCUUCACACAAAUUUGAAAAAAAA